Molecule: messenger RNA, 1374 nt
Organism: Penicillium roqueforti
Lineage: Eukaryota; Fungi; Ascomycota; Eurotiomycetes; Eurotiales; Aspergillaceae
Gene: sun1
Product: SUN family protein UTH1
Exons: 5
Coding region: 1-1374 (457 amino acids)
Biological process (GO): fungal-type cell wall organization
Cellular component (GO): fungal-type cell wall; cell surface
Source: RefSeq, a predicted model, not a curated record
AUGAAUAAUCCGUUUUCUAGACCUCCUGGCUCUCUAGGUCAGAUCUGUGAUUUUCGCACUACCACUACAAUGAAGUUCCAGAACACCGUUGCUGCGCUGGCGACGGCUGGCCUCGCGGCCGCUCACGGCCAUGGUCACGGUCACGUCCACAAGCGCGCUGCUGAGACCGAGGCUUCGGCCGCCGGUCCAGUUGUGUAUGAUUUUGUUGUAAUGGACCCGUCCAGUUCGAGCGACCCUCAAUCGAUCAGUAUCGAGGAAGCCUGUGCUGGUCUCGCAAACCAUGAGUUUGAGUGGCUGGACUCUGCCGUGGCUGCUGCUUGCCCAUCUAGCAGCUCUGCCGCACCUACGUCGACUUCCGCGUCGAGCUCCACGUCCGCCCCUACAACAACCGCUACUGUUGCCCCUGCCAUCCUCCAAGAGACCUCGGCUGUCAUCAUCCUCGCCAGCUCGACAAGCUCAGCCGUGGCCACCUCUAGCUCCACCACAGCCGCUGCUGCUACCAGCAGCUCUUCCAGCUCUUCCAGCUCUGGUGCCACCGGCCUCACCGCCGACUUCCCUGAUGGAGAGAUUGACUGUGGUGACUUCCCUUCGGAUUACGGUGCUAUCGCCCUUGACUACCUGGGUCUUGGUGGUUACUCCGGUAUCCAGUAUGUCACUUUCCUUGACGAGGUGAUUAGCGACAUUGUGACUGCCGUUACUGGUGACGAAUGCCACCACGGUGCCAUGUGCUCGUACGCUUGCCCACCUGGAUACCAAAAGUCCCAGUGGCCUAGCGUCCAGGGUAGCACCGGCCAGUCCGUUGGUGGUCUCCAAUGUAAGAGUGACAACAAGCUCUACCUCACCAACGACAACUACAAGCAGCUUUGCAUCCCUGGUGUUGGCGGUGUCCACGUCAAGAACCAGAUGUCCGACAACGUUGCCGUUUGCCGUACUGACUACCCCGGUACCGAGUCUGAGACCGUUCCUCUCUCCGCCGUUCCCGGUGUUGUUCACGACCUGACUUGCCCCGACGGUGAGGACUACUUCCUCUGGGAGGGCAAGGUCACCUCCGCCCAGUACUAUGUCAACCCCAAGGGUGUGUCUACUGAGAAGGGUUGCCAGUGGGGUGACGGCACUGAGUCCAUCGGUAACUGGGCUCCCAUUAACCUGGGUGUCGGUUACACCUCCUCCGGAAAGUUCCUGUCGAUCUUCCCCAACACCCCUACCACCACCAAGGCUCUCGACUUCAACGUUAAGCUUGAGGGUGACGACCUCAGUGAUGAGUGCCGUUACGAGGAUGGCAAGUUCUAUGACUCCAACGGUCUGAUCAGCGGCAACAGCGGCUGCACAGUCGGUGUCACCUCCGGCAAGGCCUAUUACGUCUUCUACGACUAA